Molecule: messenger RNA, 816 nt
Organism: Scomber scombrus (Atlantic mackerel)
Lineage: Eukaryota; Metazoa; Chordata; Actinopteri; Scombriformes; Scombridae
Gene: get1
Product: guided entry of tail-anchored proteins factor 1
Exons: 5
Coding region: 41-553 (170 amino acids)
Biological process (GO): tail-anchored membrane protein insertion into ER membrane
Source: RefSeq, a predicted model, not a curated record
CUGCAACAAGGGAGGAGGCUUAUUAUAGGCGGAGAGAAACAUGGCGUCCGGCUAUGCGUGGUUCCUGGUGCUCGUCUCAGUUUUUCUGUGCAAUCUCAUGAAAUCACUCCUACCCAGCAUUUCCUCCUGUCUCUCAAAGAUGGUGCAGAAAGACGCUGAGCAGGAGAGCGACAUGAGGACUGAAAUCCAGGAGAUGAAGAAGGAGCAGUCCUCAAUUAGCAUGAUGGAUGAGUUCGCUAGAUAUGCUAGACUGGAGCGCAAAAUCAACAAGAUGACAGACAAGCUGAAAACACACGUGAAAUCAAGAACAGCACAACAAGCCAAAAUGAAAUGGGUUGUGAACAUUGUCUUUUACAUACUGCAGGCUGCUGUGAUGAUCUCUUUGAUAUGGAAAUAUUACUCUGACCCAGUGACAGUGGUCCCUAGUAAAUGGAUUGCCCCUGUGGAGCGGCUCGUGGCCUUCCCAACAGGAGUGGCAGGUGGAGUGGGAAUCACAUGCUGGUUGGUGGUGUGCAACAAAGUAGUUACACUGGGUCUCCAGGCAGUCAACUAAAAAGUUCAUCUCUAAGAACGGAAGUUAAAUAAAGUGGUUUUCUAAGUUAUUGCCUAACAAUUAUUUGAUAAAUGCUAGGCUUUUUUGUGUCAGCUGCUCAGGUCAGCAUGUAACACGCCGUUCAUUUUGUCAUUGGACAUUCAGUGUUAUAACAGCCUGGAGAUUUUAUUUGCUAGUUUUGUCGUAAGUUAAUUGUGUGUAUUGACUGUAUAUUAAUUCAAAACAGAAUUAAUUGGAUCUUGAAAUGCCUUUUUAAUAAAAAU